This is a messenger RNA of Melitaea cinxia (Glanville fritillary), 609 nucleotides long. RefSeq lists its product as uncharacterized. The transcript has 3 exons. Gene Ontology annotation, molecular function: nucleic acid binding. NCBI's taxonomy places the organism in Eukaryota, Metazoa, Arthropoda, Insecta, Lepidoptera, Nymphalidae. Bases 1 to 609 code for a protein of 202 amino acids. The record is from RefSeq and is a predicted model, not a curated record.
AUGGAAUUGGGUGUUAAAGAAAAUAGGGUUGCAGUGAAUGCUGCCUUGCACAAAGUAGGUAUGGAGCCGUCGAUCAUAUUCCAGACACUUCAAAAGCUUGGUAUCAGCCGUAUGUUCGUAUAUCGUACAAACAACAGAUACAGCAUCACUUCGUCUGUCGAAGACCAGAAAAGAUCGGGGCGGCCGCGUGUUGUUAGAACUACAAAGGCUGUUAAUGCUGUUAAAGCCAGAAUUCGUCGAAACCCCAUUAAGAAGCAAAAAAUCUUAUCGCGAGAAAUGAAGAUUCCCGCUAGGCUCUGUCGCAGAGUGGAUCGAUCAAAACGCCUUCUGUCACGAUACGCAGUUGAAAGGCACAGAAAUAUUCUCUUUACCGAUGUAAAAAUUUUCAUGAUUGAAGAACACUACAAUAAGCAAAAUGAUACAGUGUACGCUGACAGUUCUAAAGAAGCUGCUCAAGUUGUCGGAAAGCGGGACUCUCCAACUGGUCACAAGGCACGAACUACCCAAGUCUGGCUUAAAACCAACGUUCUGGACUUUAUAAGAGUUGGAGACUGGCCCUCAUCUAGGCCAGACCUCAACCCUUUAGACUUCACAUUAUGGUCGGUUUAA